Molecule: messenger RNA, 1068 nt
Organism: Auanema sp. JU1783
Lineage: Eukaryota; Metazoa; Nematoda; Chromadorea; Rhabditida; Rhabditidae
Source: the annotation of a GenBank genome assembly
AUGGCGUGCUGUCUGUCCGAGGAGGCGCGUGAGCAGAAGCGCAUCAACCAAGAGAUCGAGAAGCAGCUCCAGAGGGACAAACGCAACGCUCGUCGCGAAUUAAAAUUACUAUUGCUAGGUACCGGAGAAUCUGGUAAAUCAACGUUUAUCAAGCAGAUGCGAAUUAUUCACGGGCAAGGAUACUCUGACGAAGAUAAACGGGCGCACAUUCGAUUAGUUUAUCAAAAUGUUUUCAUGGCAAUUCAAUCCAUGAUCCGUGCUAUGGAUACCUUGGGUAUCGAAUUCGGAGAUAAGUCCGAAGAACUUGCCGAAAAGGCUGCUGUGGUUAGGGCAGUAGAUUUUGAGAGUGUUACUUCUUUUGAAGAACCUUAUGUAUCAUACAUUAAAGAAUUGUGGGAGGAUUCUGGCAUCCAAGAAUGCUAUGACAGACGAAGAGAAUACCAGCUCACUGAUUCUGCCAAAUAUUAUCUUUCUGAUUUGAGACGAUUAGCUGUCCCUGAUUAUCUGCCCACUGAACAAGAUAUCCUUAGAGUUCGUGUUCCCACCACUGGUAUCAUUGAAUACCCUUUUGAUUUGGAACAAAUUAUUUUUAGAAUGGUUGACGUAGGAGGUCAGCGAUCUGAACGAAGGAAGUGGAUUCACUGCUUUGAAAAUGUCACUUCCAUUAUGUUUCUUGUAGCUUUGUCUGAAUAUGACCAAGUCCUCGUCGAAUGCGAUAAUGAGAAUCGUAUGGAAGAAUCCAAGGCCCUCUUCCGAACAAUUAUUACGUACCCAUGGUUCACUAAUUCUUCUGUAAUCCUAUUUCUUAAUAAGAAAGAUUUACUUGAGGAGAAGAUUCUGUAUUCGCACUUAGCUGAUUAUUUUCCUGAGUAUGAUGGUCCCCCACGAGACCCUAUUGCUGCUCGCGAAUUCAUAUUAAAAAUGUUCGUUGAUCUAAAUCCGGACGCUGAUAAGAUUAUUUACUCCCAUUUUACCUGUGCUACUGAUACGGAAAAUAUCCGUUUUGUCUUCGCCGCAGUAAAGGACACGAUCCUGCAGCAUAAUCUCAAGGAGUACAAUCUGGUGUAG